AUGCCGGCUGCGAGGGGUCUCGACUCCCUUCCCUUUGACAUCUUCUAUGAAAUUGCUACGGCGCUGGACGACCGUGAUUUCAUCAAUUUGAGCCGUACCAACCGUGCGCUUCGUGAACAAGCCCAAAGUGAUCUCAUCGCACGCAAGACUGUAGAGAACUUUCUACUAUUCAGCAAGGAGGGUCAAAUCGCCUUAACUCAGGCCGACUAUACCUACCGCAAGGCGGUUGGGCAUCGAUUUGAUAUUUACGAAGCGGUCGCCACAGCUGCCCCAUAUUCUGUUUCGAUUCUAGCCUAUGCGGCCGACUUUCUUUACAAUCAAGGGAUUCUAUGCUACCGAGUGGGGCACGAUAUUCGCCUACUGGACGUGCAUGCUGGGGGUAAGCAGGAACGUGUGUUGGACUUGUUAGUGAUUUUCUGCCGCGUGUCUUCAGAACUGGGCGCGGAUGCAGUGGAUCGGGUAUCGUUGCUGCAAUAUGCAGAUGGUAUCCUCGUAUUUCGGGUCAAUACCGACGACGAUCAGGACGGGUGGUUGGUGGCCGUUGAUAUAGCCCCUCUGCAUAAGUCCAAAAGAGGCCGUGGGUUCAAAAAGCGAAUCCCUGCAGGGGCUCAGGUCUUCGUUCGGCACAGCCGCACAUAUCUGUGGUAUGGCAUAUAUACAGCGGUGGGAAGCCCAAAUGGUGUUUGGACUGUCCACGGGGUGGAUAUGAUUUCCUCCACCCCAGAAAUUAGUUUCAUAUGUCCCCAAGUCGUGGAUGGCGAUCUUGGCCAAUCACUCUGUUUUGAGAUAUACCACGAGCAUCUCUAUGCAGUAUCGACCCAAAUCACUUCAGAUGAGGAGGAACGAUACUCUUCGUUCUACCAUUGGUUCUGCUAUGCUCCGCGCCAUGGUCGUCAUAAGUGGAAUGGACGCUUGUGGCGCCGUCAGCACUGCGAAGGUCCUAUCAACGAGAUGUUCACCGAUCUUUCAAUCCGUACAGACGAAGUCACCGGCCGACCGGUCAUCCUAGAAUGUCGUCGCGAGUGGCCUGAUGGCAAAAGUGAGAAUCAUCGCACAUAUUACACCCAGCCCAUCCCAACACCAGAAGAAUUCCUCGCCGAACACAGCGGAGGAGACACAACAGCUAAAUCUAUAUUGGACGAGCCCGAGCCCGAAUGUCAGGAGUCCACUCGCAACCUCAACGAAUAUCGACCAGAAAAGCGACUUCGCCGCGACUAUCACGCCGAGUACGAACCUAACCAAACAACACGACAAGAGUUCAUAGCCGCACGUACAAAGCACCGUAGCUACAACCUCGCUGCAUCUACCUUCAUCGACCUCGUCAACGACCCAUCAUCAAACGGCUUCCGAUCCCAAGACCGUCUCCGCCUUCGCACCGUCUCCCGAAAACGCAAAUGCCCCAUCGACGAAGAAGGGACCGAGGGACUCCAAGGCCUGCUCCUACGUCCAACACAAUACAACGAUGGAGUACCAGUGGAAGGCUCAGAAGAGCGCUUCGAGUCCCGCGGCGUCCACAUGUGGCCUCCAGAUAACGCACCAGCCGAACUCCAGCGCAUACUUUGCCCAGAUGGACGCAUUAGUACUAUACGUGCUAUCUCAGAUGAACGCUCCCUUGUUUACUCCGUACGGUGUGCGGGACUGCCAGCAGAUCAUCAGGCUUUGAUCUUGAUAAGUUUUGAUCCACAAAUUCAUUUCUCUGGGUUAUCAUCUCUGCGCGACAUGAAACCAAUUCCUGACAAGAUAUUCCCCAUUGAGGCACAGGCGGAAAAUUCAAAUAUGUCUCCGAUCAGAGAGGCGAAGCCUCUCCAUGAGGCUAUUCGAUGUGGAUAUUGGUUACGAUGA
This is a messenger RNA of Penicillium odoratum, 1842 nucleotides long. It is a transcript of the gene fbx15, whose product is annotated as F-box domain protein. The transcript has 2 exons. Gene Ontology annotation, molecular function: protein binding. The record is from RefSeq and is a predicted model, not a curated record. The coding region runs from base 1 to 1842 and encodes 613 amino acids. NCBI's taxonomy places the organism in Eukaryota, Fungi, Ascomycota, Eurotiomycetes, Eurotiales, Aspergillaceae.